Molecule: messenger RNA, 1527 nt
Organism: Triticum turgidum subsp. durum (durum wheat)
Lineage: Eukaryota; Viridiplantae; Streptophyta; Magnoliopsida; Poales; Poaceae
Source: the annotation of a GenBank genome assembly
AUGCAAAUAAUGGAGGUCGUCUACCUCGUCUUAGCUCUCUUGUCAUUGUGCAUUGUUCUUCUCUCCAGGCGCUUCCGCAGGCGCUCCACAGCGAACGAGCCUCCCGGGCCGUGGCAGCUGCCGGUGAUCGGCAGCCUGCACCACCUCGCCGGUCAGCUCCCCCACCACGCCAUGCGUGACCUAGCGCAGCGCCACGGGCCGGUGAUGCUCCUCCGGCUCGGGGACGUGCCGACGCUGGUGGUGUCGUCCCCAGAGGGUGCCCUUGAGGUCAUGAAGACACACGACCUGGCGUUCGCGACGCGGCCCCUGCGUGCCACAGCAAGCGUGCUCACCAACGGCGGCCGGGACAUCGUUUUCGCGCCGUACGGCGACUACUGGCGCCAGCUUCGGAAGAUAGCCGUCAUGGAGCUCCUAUCGGCACGGCGUGUCCUGUCCUUCCGCGCCAUCCGCGAAGAGGAGGUCGCCGUCAUGCUCCGAGACGUCGCCGAGGCGGCGGCGGCCACGCGACCCGUGGAGAUGCGCCCUCUCCUCUCGGCCCUCGUCUCUGACAUAACGGUCCGCGCCGUCAUGGGUGACCGCCGGUUCAAGGAGCGCGCCGUGUUCCUCAGCACACUCGACCGCUCCAUGAAGCUCGUAGCGGGCUUCAACCCACCGGACCUGUGGCCGUCAUCCCGGCUUGCUAGCUGGCUCAGCGGGGCCGUGCGCCGCGCCAAGGAGUGCCACGACACCGGGCAUUACAUCCUCGACACCAUCAUCCGGGAGCGACUCGAGAGGCGGAGGAUGGAAGGUGCCGGAAACCAAGACCAGAAGGACGAGCACUUGCUCGACGUGCUGCUAAGCAUGCAGGAGGAGGGCAGACUCGACAUGGACGCCGUCAAAUACGUCAUCUUUGACCUGCUUAGUGGCGGCAGCGAGACAGCUACACUAGAGUGGACGAUCGCUGAGCUGAUAAGGAACCCAAAGGUGAUGCAGAAGGUGACAGCCGAGGUUCGGCAAGCCUUCGAAGCUCGUGGCAGUGUAGCAGAGGACACCCUCGGUGAGCUCCCGUACAUGCAUCUGGUCAUCAGGGAGGCGUUCAGGCUCCACAUGCCCACGCCGUUACUCCUCCCGCGGGAGUGCCGUGAGCCAUGCCAGAUUCUUGGGUACGACGUGCCCCGGGGCACGCAGGUGCUAAUCAAUGUUUGGGCGAUGGGCCGCGAUGAGCGAUACUGGCCCGGCGCGCCUAGCGAGUUCCGGCCGGAGCGGUUUGAGGGCGAGGCGGCCACCGUGGACUUUAGGGGAACCAACUUCUCCUUCCUGCCGUUCGGUUCUGGCAGGAGAACUUGCCCCGGGAUGGCGUUCGGCCUCGCCAACAUCGAGCUCGCUCUCGCAAGCCUGCUGUUCCACUUUGAUUGGGAGGGUCCACCACGGGAGGAGUUGGACAUGGAGGAAGCGUUUGGCAUCACGGCACGGCGGAAGGCCGACCUCCUUCUUCGCCCUGUCCUCCGAGUCCCCCUUCGUGGAGUGGACAGUGGAGAUGUCCGUUAG